This is a messenger RNA of Suillus clintonianus, 1869 nucleotides long. RefSeq lists its product as uncharacterized. Gene Ontology annotation, cellular component: spliceosomal complex. Gene Ontology annotation, molecular function: mRNA binding. Bases 1 to 1869 code for a protein of 622 amino acids. Gene Ontology annotation, biological process: mRNA processing. The record is from RefSeq and is a predicted model, not a curated record. The transcript has 8 exons. NCBI's taxonomy places the organism in Eukaryota, Fungi, Basidiomycota, Agaricomycetes, Boletales, Suillaceae.
AUGCAACCCGUUCCAAAUCGGUUAGGACUUGGUCUGCGUCCACCUUUGCCAUCAUACGGCCAGGGGCCCUCAAUGUCGGCUCUCGCACAGCAGCAACAAAUGCUUCAUCAGGGAUUUGUCCCUCCUCAAGCACAGAAGCUCACCUCCCUAUUCGUCGGUUCAAUAUCAGGUGGUGUCACCGAUAGCUUUCUGAACAGACUUCUUGUGGCGUGUGGCCCCGUCAAGUCCUUUAAACGCCUCAUCACCCCAGCGAACAAGCCGCAGGGUUUUGGAUUUGCUGAGUUCGAAGAUCCUGACUCUGCCUUACGAUGUCUUGCUCUUUUGCAGGGUGUUGAGUUGCCGGCACUCGAGGAUGGGUGCGCGAACAAGAAAUUGCUGAUCAAAGCCGAUGAAAAGACUAAGCUUUUUCUCGAUGCCUACUCUGCACAAAAAAUGAAAACCGACGCUGACGAAGUAAUGGUGCAACAAGCAAAAAUAAAGGUUGAUGAAUUAGUAGCCGAGAUCAAUCAGCAAUCACAAGAAGCAGCCAACAGCGGUCUUCUCGACAAAGAAAAAUACGUCAUUCCCCCACAUCUUCACGAUCUUCAAGAAGCAGAUCUUCCUGAGACGCAGCGUGGUCUUGUCAUAUCUGAAAUUGCCCAGUUUCGUGAACGAGCCGCAAAGCGGGAGCGGGAAAAGUUGCGUGACGUUCGUGACGCCAUGCCUCAGCUUGCGCCUACCCCGAGCGGACCCAAAGUCCGCGAGUGGGGAAAACCACAAACCCCACAGUCACCACAAGGUGCUCCUGGUAAAUCUGCUCCCCGCGGAAAGGAUGCUCAAGGAUACAACAAACCUGUGGGGUUUGUAAAAGCUGAGGAUGGCGCUGCUGCAAUGGGGUCUGAUGAUCGGAAUAUACCAGGCAAGAGCGCAAAGACAGAUGAGGAACUUGAAAAGGACCGCAAGGAAGCCAGACGACGAGACGAGGAGGUUUCUUUCCGUGACCGCGAACGUCGCUACGAGCCUCGAGAGCGCACCCGCAUAGCAGCUCUAGAACGUUCGAUAGCCCGUCAGACUGCCAUCAAAGAGGCAGAAGAACGUGAUCGUGUCGAGAUGCAAGGUCGUCUGGAUGUUUGGGAUGACGACGAAAGUGAUGAACAGUUUUACAUGGACAGAGCGCGGUGGAGACAGACUCGUUCCCGUAGGCUUGCUGCUGAGGAAGCUACGGAUGCCGAGUCCCGCAGUUAUGAAGAACGUGAGACAGAGAAUCUUCGUGUCGAGUCUGAGAAAUUCCUCGCACGCCAGAUGGAAGACAUGCAAGCUCUUGCCGAAGAGCAGCGGAAAGCAGGCAUGCUUCUGGAUGACGGUGCGCCAGUCAAGCUUAGCGUGUCACUGAACCCCCCGCCUGUCAAGGCAGAACCUAUUCCCAAGGACACGAAACCAGCUGUGUUUGGGCAGGAAGAGGAGGAGGAAGAGAGCAUCAAGAAGCGGAAGGUGCCGCUCGUCAAACUUGACUUCAGCGCCACCGAGGGCGAGAAGGCCAAAGAACGCCUCCAGAUGAUCAAGGAGUCUGUGCCCCACAAUAAGGAAGUGUUGUACAAGGCAAAAGUCAGGUGGGAUGGUGUUUCAGAUCCAAUGAUUGACCGCAAGUUGGAGCCGUUGAUACGACGCCAAAUGGUCAACUAUCUUGGGGAACUAGAGGAUGACGACCUCGUCAUGUUUGUUGUGGAGCACCUCAAGGAUCACAAGGGACCUCAGAAGCUUAUAGAAGGGCUGGAGCCGGUUUUGGAAGAAGAGGCGCAAGAAUUCACCAUCAGCAUCUGGAGACAAAUCAUCUUCGAGAGCAUGGCAUACGGCGAAGGCCUACACACAGAAAAGCUGAUGGUCGAUUGA